AUGGCGCUAGCUGCAAGUGACCGAGCCUCUGCUUGGAGCGGCCCCUCGGACUGGCCCAUUCGCUUGCGACUAAAAGGCUUACAGGGAGAACAUGCAGAGUUCAAUGGAGAUUAUGUUCGGGAACAUCGACGUCUACCAGGUCUACCACAUAUUUUGGCCAUCUGGAGGUUGGAGAGUGGAUCUUCCGUUCUGUACCUGGAGCAGGCAGCUUGCUUGAUCCGUUUUGCACGGACCGUGAGUGAUGUUGAGCACAGGCGCUGGUUCCUGUCAGCCAAAAUGUCGGGUCCGCCCUAUGCCUGCCGCCAGUCGCUGUGGGCAGGGAACCUCUCUGAUUGGAUGUUGCAGGAGGAACCCGUCCAGAAGAUUUGCUUGCGACCUAUCAUGGGGAGGUGGGAGAACCUUGCUCCUGACUUGGGAAUGUCUGAACGGCCAGUGGCCAGGCAAGAUCAAGCAGCGGUGAAAGAAAAGUCUGACACUUUACCCUACACCAAGGGAAGGUGUCACCAGUGGAUGCAGAACGCUGCGGUGGCUGAACUUGUCCAGAACUGGAAGGACGAGAUUGAUGCUGGGGCCGAGCGAUCUGGAUACAACUGUGCUCAGGUCAAAGUUUCCCAUUCUUCAAAGAGAGACCGCUCACACCUCGCAGUCUCAACAUACCAGGCCGUGCUCUGUGAAGAUGCAAGUGAUACAUUGAUAUUACUUGGCACGAUAGAGGUCCGCGAGGAAUCCGAAUCCCUGUCACUCACCCUCACCAACUUCUCUGACAAGAUGUUUGUUGAGAUGCUGUGGGAUGGUUGGGCUGGAAAGGACAAGGAGCAAGGAAAACGUCGUGGUCAAUUUGGAGAUGGUUUGCAAUCAGCUGUUGUAGUUCUAUCACGGGAUCCAGGUGUUGACUUGAAAAUCUUCUCCAGUGGUCAUGAGUGGAGCUUUGAUUGGUCCUUUCCAAGUGAAGUCGCGAAGGCUCAUGGAAAGGAAGCACUACGAGUAACCACCAAGGCCAGCAGACAGAACCUCAUUGGAUUUGAUUGUGGUCGUGAUACUCGCAUUAAGAUCACCGGACUUCAAAAGCAAGCCUUUGAUGAGUCGCAGUUUCUCUUCCUUUGUCCUCCCUAUGAAGUGAUUUCGAACAGCUCGGGUGACAUUUUGCUGUCCGGCCAAUUUCGGGGCUGCAUGUAUGUGCGUGAGAUGAGAGUGUUGCAGCAUCAAGCCGCAGCAGGGGUUGUUUCAAACCGACAAGGGUUGAACAUCGCAUCUCAAAACCCUGGCCAGAGCCGAGAUCGCAUUGGAUUCCUGAGUGAUGCCGCCAAACAUCUUCAGACCAUCCAGAUUUGGAAAGGUGCGCUGUCUGGAGACAAUCAGAAUGUGGCCGAGUUGCUGUAUGAUGCUUUGAGGGAUCGUUCCUCCUUGGAGGCCCGGGCUUUCCAUCUGUAUGCAACCCAGACAGAUCAGAUACCCCCGGCGCAUGCCAAGCUGCUGGCUGAUGUGUUCGCCGCUCGUCAUCCAAAUUGUUUUGCCAUUUUGGAAACUGAUUACAGGGGUCACAAGAUCGUGACUCAGAAGCUAAAGAAGCAGGCCAUCAACAUUCCGCAGGAACUGUUUCAAGUCCUCCGGAAAAAUUCGGAGUUCAAGACGCCAGAAGAGUAUUGGAAAAUGCAACAGGAGCAACUAGCGAAAUCCGCUGAAAGAAUUCCUUGGACAGAAAAAUACCACUAUGCCGUGACCAUUUGUCAAGAGGCGCUGAGAAACCAAGUCUCCUACGAGGUUUCAUAUGACUCAGAUCCAGGGGAUGAUAUUUUCUUCAAGCUUUCAGGUGCCUUGCAUGACCGCAAGAUACUUGUUUCGAGAGUAUCUUCAGAUGGUCCUGCGAGUCGCGCAUUCAUUGGGAUUGGCAGUGAGCUGGUCGGGAUAGAUUUCCCUAGUGGAACUGAGCGUGUGAACGCCCAGCAUUUGAAGUCUCCUCGUUUCCAGGUCCUAGUUCGAGAGCGUCCCUUGUCGUUUUUGAACACCAUCAUGGGUUGGAGGUAUCCCUUCAAAUUGCAGUUCUUGCUCCGACCGGCGGAGUUGAAUGAAAAUCAGUUCAGCUUGGUGUGUCGUGAAGACUUGGAAGUCCCCUUUGUGGCACUCCCAGGCCGAAAUUCAAGCCUGCAACAAGCCAAAUUUGUCAUCAACACCGCAGGUUGCAAGUUUCAUGAUGCAGGAGAUUCCUACCAUUGCCCGUACUUUGCCACGCAAGGAGUUUGCUUUUGUGGAGUCGACCACUUGCUGACGGCAAUUCUGGAGGAGAUGGAGAAAUCUUUCAACAUCCACCUCAAUAAGAUCCAGAAGCAGUGGGUGGAUGUAGAGAAGAACAGGCUUCUUCGGAAGCAUGAGAAAGUCUACAAAGUGCAGAAAACACAGGUGGUGCUGCGCCCUCCUGGAACGGAAACAGCUUCUCAGCAAGGCUUCCAAGACGAGACAAUCCAGCGAAUUGUUCGAAGCUAUUUGUCUGGCAGUGUGGAGAACCUUUCUGAAGAGGAGCGAAAGAUUCUGUCCGCAGUGCGCCUGGUGGUUGCAGAAGUUGAGACGCAAAACUGGGAAAAGAGAGAAAGCAGUGACCCCCAGGCAGCUUUGCUGGGCAGCCAACUCAUUCAAUUUGCUUUGGCCAUUCAUGGCAAUAUCCACGGCCUGCCUGUGAAGAGCCAAAUGGAUGUUUACAAGAACAGGCUAUCAACGCGAGCGCUUGCAGUUGGUAGUCCUGAAGCAGGGCAAGAAGUUGAAGGUCGAGUUGGUCGGGUUGCCAUGCGUCGCUUGGAAGAUUACUCUAGGCUUCUUCAACCGCAUUUGAGUGCUGUUCGUGUGCCACCUGGCAAUCAAAGUCUGCUGGCGCUUAUGGAUGCUGGAAUCCAGGGGGUCACCCUGCAUGGUGCUCCAGAAAUGGGAGGCGCUCAUUCGUUCGGAACCGGCGAGGAGGGUGAGCCGGAACCGGCAGUCGUUGUGGAUGAUGAGGAUGAACCUUUUGGAUCAGCAUCUGCGGAGGACAAAGCAUUUCUCCAAUUGGUCCGAGGCAUUUUGCUGCAACGUGAACGGACGCAUUGGUCGACGCAUUUCUCAAAACUCACUGAAGAAAUUCGACGCCAGCAGGUCACCAUCCCUUCGAGGUUCCAAAGUACUUCUGGCUGGUGGUGGCUGAUGCAGAUGCUGAGGGAAUGGCACAGCGUGUUCAGGGUUGGAAGUGCCCAUAGUUCUGCAAGCAAUGAUACCAAUCCUUUGAUCUCGGUGGUGCCCAAGGAGACCCACCAAUGA
Messenger RNA from Cladocopium goreaui, 3282 nucleotides. The record is from the annotation of a GenBank genome assembly. NCBI's taxonomy places the organism in Eukaryota, Dinophyceae, Suessiales, Symbiodiniaceae.